Molecule: messenger RNA, 435 nt
Organism: Entamoeba invadens IP1
Lineage: Eukaryota; Evosea; Mastigamoebida; Endamoebidae
Exons: 1
Coding region: 1-435 (144 amino acids)
Source: RefSeq, a predicted model, not a curated record
AUGGGGCUGUUUGCAGUUAUUGUUCUUGUUGCGUUGGGUCGUAGUGAGUGCACCACAGUCCGCCAAUGCGAUGUGUGUGUUGAGGGUUCGACAACACAAUGCAAAACAUGCAAUGAAGGCUAUUUUGUAACAUCGACUGGGAUUUGUACUGAGAAAGCAAAGUAUAUUGGGUGUGAGACGUUUGGUGAUACCGGUUGUACUAAGUGUAAGGCUGGUUAUGUCACGAUGGGAAACGGAGUAUGUGAAGAGUGCAAACUUUUUUUCACACACUGUGCAGAUUGCAAUGAGACACAUUGCAAAACGUGCGACACUGGGUACAAAGCCAGAGACGCUUCGGAGAGUGUGAAACAAAUAGCUGGCGGAGUUAAACAGGUUUGUGGGGCUCACUUGAACUCGCUUGUCAUAGCUGUUCUUAUUUUAAUCAUCAUGAUGUAA